AUGAUUUCGCUUUCCCUUAGGCUUGGGUUGAUCGUAGCUGCUUGUGUCACUCCUGCGACGAGAAGCCCACAGUCUGGAGAUUGUUUAAUAGGCAAGUGUACAGUCUUAGACGGGCAAUAUUGCGCCGAGUGUGCAAUCCCCGGAGAGGUGCCCAUCAACGGGGUAUGCAUCCCCCUCACUGAUCCCAGGGCAGUGGCAUCUGGCUGCGGAGGCAGUGCAGAGGCUCCGCUGAGUACAUCCGCCAGGAGGUGCGAAUUUUGCCGCGGCGGAAGCUACUUUCUCCACGAGGGAGGGUGCUAUAACGUGCUCUAUAGCCCCGGAAACCGCAUAUGCAGAACUGCUACAUCAGGAUACUGCACGUUGUGUGUAGAUGGAUUCUUUCUAGACACAACAUCCAGCAUUCACCAGUGCAAGCCUUGCCACUCCACAUGUGCCACGUGCACAAGCGGCACUGCUCAGUCCUGCCUCAGUUGCCGGUCAGAUCGGUUUCUCAAGACCAACGAAUGUAAGGAGUGCUCUGCUGCAGAUGGUGGAGUAACAGCUUGUGCACAGUGCUCUCAAAACUCCGACGAGAUCACUUGCACUCUGUGUAAAGAAAAGUACUUCGUUAAAGAGGGUAAGUGCACCGCUUGUGCUGCCAACUGUGCCACAUGCACAGGCGAAAGACCAGAGGAUUGUAGUGUAUGCGUGAGCAAGUACUCGUACGACCUUACUGCCAAAAGCUGUACGCAGACAUGUGAUGAGCACGAUAGCCAGGCAACCAAAUGCAAAACAAGCAUGUGCACCGCGCUGAAUAACAGAUACUGCUCUCAGUGCGCUAGCAGUAGCGACCUUCUUAUUGAUGGGAAAUGCGUCUCUGCAGAUGACAAGAAGAUCUGCACCCCAUUCGAUCCCCCCAACGGCACCUGUAGUACCUGUGCCAAGGGGCAUUUGCUCUUUCAGGGAGGCUGCUAUAGCGUAGCAGAACCUCUGGGGCAGGAGGUGUGUGCAGAGACCUCCGAGGUCCAGGAGCGUACGGUCUGUGUCCGAUGUGCGCAGUCGGGCUUCGUGCCUGUCUCAGGGGUCUGUUUGAGGUACGACGCGCAAGAGGUGGCAGCAGUGGGCUGUGUGACGUCCCGGGGCUCUGCGGUCACACCCACAGACACGACAUGUGCAAGUUGUGGAGCGAAAGCUUUCCUCUACAAAGGUGGCUGCUACUCAAACGAGACGUCGCCCGGGAACGUCAUAUGCGACGAGCUGGACGGCACAGGUGGCUGCAAAGUGUGCAGUAACAAGUACUACCGCAGUGGCAGCACGUGCGCACCAUGCCACCAGUCCUGUGAAACGUGCAGUAGCGGUGCUGCCGACAGCUGCCUGUCCUGCAAAAAGGAUGUCUACUUUGAGGUUUUCAGCGGGGGGCGCGGCUAUUGCAAGCCCUGCAACGAUCCGGUGGCCACCAUCACGAUCGUAGGGGUCGCAAAUUGCGAAAGGUGCAGCCCCAAGCCCAGCGGGACCAUGCCUAUCUGCACAAAGUGCACCACCGGGCAUGUCCUCAAGGGCAACAGCUGUGUGCAGGUUUGUCAUGAAGGGGCUGAGGGGGCGGGACAGUGCAAAACGGGACACUGCAAUACCAUUUCCAACACUUAUUGUUCAGAGUGCGCCACAUCUACAGAAUGUCCUGUUGACGGCAUAUGCACAGCAACCCUAGAUGGGCACAGUGCACAAGACGGCGCCUGCACAUCCUGCGCAUCGGGGUACUUUCUAUACAACGGGGGAUGCUACCGAAAGGGUGUCAUGCCUGGCAUGCUUAUCUGCAAAGAUGAAGACGACAGCACCAGCACCUGUUCCAAGUGCGAAGAUGGAUACAUGUCAUCGGGCAACGGAUGCAAGGUCUGCGAGGUUAGCAACUGCCGGGCCUGCUCCGGAGAUGCCGCCUCCUGCACCAGCUGCAACUCGGGAUACUUCCUCAAGGACAACAUAAAGGGGUCGAAGGUCUGCGAAAAGGUCUGCGAGGAGGGCAUCGGCCCAGGGAAGUGUAUCUACGGAGGAUGCACGGUUCGAGACAACACCUUUUGCAGCAGAUGCAGCGAGGCAGACGAAGUCCCCAUAGAUGGAGUUUGCUCGUUGCCAGAAAAACGGGCCCGCAUAUGUCUGAGUGCCUCUUCGGGAGCAUGCCUUCGCUGCGCCGCAACCCACCUGCUGUACUACGGCGGGUGCUAUAAGAUUACCCAGCCAGUGAUCGAGAUCUGCAAACAAGAUAGUCAGAUAGUAGAAAAGGACACUGCCUAUUGCAAAGCAUGUAGUGAUGCGGGCGAGUACCCUGUCGAUGGGUCAUGCACAGCAGAGCUUGACGGAAAUACGUGCACAAGCAGUAAGUGCACUGCAUGCGGGUCCGGCUACUUUAUGCACAGGGGAAUAUGCAUGCGGCAGGAAUCACACUCAGAUAUCUGUGCCAGGGUCGGGGCUGGGGUCUGUGAGGAGUGUGGCAAAUCGUACUUCAAGAACCCGGUGGCUAGCACGGCGAUAGACUCAUGCAUUGCGUGCAGCGAUACAGCUGGAAGCAACGGAUAUACUGGAAUAGAUCACUGCGAUACAUGCCUGCCUCCUAAAGCAGCAGGACCGGCUACCUGUACAGACUGCGCAGAUAGGUACAUCUUGAACGAGCAGAAUCGAUGCGAAGAAUCCUGUCCAGAAGUAGAGGAGAGCAGCAAGGCGACAGGAAAGUGUUUGAAGGGCUACUGCAACGUGCUCAACGGGAAGUAUUGUUCCAGGUGUUCGCUAGAGUCAGAUUAUCUCGUGGAUGGAAGGUGUACCUCCACCAAUAGUAAUGUUUGCACACCGCACACACAACAAAAUGGUAUGUGUGCGUCGUGUGCGAUGACCCACAUCCUUUACAUGGGCGGGUGCUACAAUCCAGCUGCGCCUCCCGGGAGUAAAGCGUGCGCUAGGCAUAACCUGAUAGGCAACACGCUAUACUGCUUCCAGUGCGGAGUCGUGACAGACCUUCUGGUCGAUGGACACUGCCUUGCGCCCGGCAGUACAGAAGCUGCGGUGUGCACUCUGCACCGCAUCCCCACUGGCACGUGCUACUAUUGCAGCAGCGACUACUUCCUGAUGCUUGGGAGCUGCGUCUCGGCAGAAAGGGCUCCUGGAAACACGGUUUGCAAAGACCUUGGAGUGCAUGACGGCAUUUGCAGCACCUGCAAGGAUGGAUACUACGCGCCCCCCGACCGCUCAAGUGUCAGCGACUCGUGUGUUCCGUGCACAGAGAACAGCGACACGCUGAAGGGCAUACCCCACUGCAAGAGCUGCAAGGUUUCCAACGGACUCCUGGUCUGUGUUGCCUGCGAGCAGUUCUACAGACCAAUGAACGGGGGAACGGAGUGCGUGCAAACGUGCAUUGAGGCAGAGGCAGACCCCAAGGAGCACAGGUGCAGAAAGGACAAGUGUGAUGUCCUGGGCACGUUCUACUGCUCCCAGUGCGCUGCUGAUGCCGAGGGCCCAGUCAACGGCGUGUGUGCUUCAGUGGCCGCAGGCGUGUGCAUACAAUAUAAACAAGCUAAUGGCACCUGCAAAUACUGCACCCACGGAUACAUCAAGUACAAGGGUGGCUGCUAUGAAGCGGGGUCGUUCGAGGCGGGGGACAUCUGCGACGCCCAGGAUGUCGUGACCUCGGGUGCAGGGUCGUUUUGUGCAAAGUGUAAGCAGAAGGAUGAGGUGCCCGUUGAUGGGGAAUGCAAGGUCUCGGAUGACUGCACCGUCAAGGGAGAUGGCAUCUGCAGGUCGUGCAAACAGGGUGUUAAGUCAUUCCAGAUAACCAAGGAUGGAAGUCCUGCAACGGUUGCAUGCUUUACUAAGUGUCCGGAUGGGAUGUAUGAGUCUGCUGAGUUCUGUCAGCUGUGCGAUAAGAGCUGCAAGACGUGUCAAGAUAGUGCAGCAAAAUGCACGGGAUGCGCAGACGGCUUCUAUCUUGCGGCCGGAAAGUGUGUUGCUUGCAGCGUGCUCCACUGCUUGACGUGCAAUGCGGCAAAUACCUGCGCCUCUUGCCAGGAUGGGUAUUAUGCCAGUGGGAACUCGUGUGUUGCAUGCACACCCGGGUGUAAGAAGUGCGAUAGUACUGGGUGUAAGGUCUGCAAGGAUAGAUUUGCACUGAGGAAUAACAUAUGUAUUGAGGAAUGCCCCGUUGGAUUGCUUUCCACGUCCUGUGCUGCAGGAUACUGCAAUGUCAACGGCACGCUCGCAUGCAGCCGCUGUGCGCUAUUAAACAGCGUUAUCAUCGACGGAAAGUGCAAAGCGAAUGACGACGCUUGCAUCCGUACAACCCCAUCCAGCGGGACGUGUGCGGCUUGCAAGGACACACACCUCCUCUACUAUGGGGGCUGCUAUGCUAAAGGCGCAGCAGCUGGGACUGCCAUAUGUGACAGCCAGCACCAGGCUACGCUGGGCCCGUACACGAUCUGCAAGCAAUGCAAGCGAGACGGGGAAGUCCCGAUCGACGGCUCGUGCGUUGCAUUGGCUAACACUAGGGCAAUCAGAUCGCAAUGUGUCGCUGCCACACCAAGCCCCACGUCGUGCACACGCUGCGGGCCAAGGUUCUUCCUGCACGCCGGGGGGUGCUACGAGAUAGGACGCUCGCCUGGAACGGUGCUCUGUGCGGUGGCCGUCGACUCAGCAGUUGCAGGAGUGUGCACAUCGUGUGCCUCCGGGUACUACAGCACAGGCCUACUCGAUCCCACAAAGGAGUCCUGCAUCCUAUGUAAUGAUACAGGUGCAACAAAUGGAUACACGGGCAUUGACGGCUGCACAGAGUGCUAUCCAAGCGAGACACCAAAGAGGGUCAUCUGCACGCGAUGCAAGGACAAGCACAUUCCUAGCGAGGACGGCUCGCGGUGUAUCCAAAGCUGCAACGACAGUAGAUCAGAGUCUGGUAACUGUAAGGCUGGCAGCUGUACGGCGAUGGGCUCGCUGUACUGUUCCAGGUGUGCGCUGGAUGACGAGUGGCCGAUCAACGGGGCUUGCACGGGGCGUGAUACGGACUAUGUUUGCGAGAAGGGGAAGGGCGUCUGCACAGGGUGCCUACGCGGAUACAUGCUCUACAUGGGCGGGUGCUAUGACCCUGCCGCGAUUCCCGGGUCUGGCAUUUGUAGGGAGCUUCUGACAGUCGGAGGGCGCACAUAUUGCAAGCAGUGCAAUCUUGCAGGAGCGUUUCCAAUAAAUGGCCUGUGUACAAAGGAUGUGCCAGAUGGUGUCUCGUGCUCCAGCGGUUUAUGCGUCAUAUGUCCCGAGAACUACUUCUUCCACGAGGGAGGCUGCUAUGAUAUCACGACUACUCCUGGAAGUGGGAUUUGCGAAGUCCUUGGAACAGGCCGCGAUGCCGGGACCUGUCGGCGGUGCAGACCCGGCUACCGUCACAACAAGGAGACGCUGACGUGCAUGUCCUGCGCCGUCUCCAACUGCGCCAGCUGCGAGAUAGACGUGAAGUACUGCACAGAAUGCAUUCAGCCCUACACGCUGACAGGCGUCGGGGCCGGGGCAUACUGCACGAAGCCCUGCAAAAGAGUGGGGCAGGACGCUUGCAGUUGGGGCUCCUGCACAAUAAUGGACGGGUCUCUGUGCUCGCAGUGCGCGUCGAGUGAUUACGUGCCGAUCGACGGCGUCUGCACACUCUAUCCUGGAGAUGCUCGCUCACUGGCCGGUCCAUGCGUAAAGGACGCCACGAAGGGCCGCUGCACCGCGUGCCGAGGGAGCUACUUCCUCUACCAGGGGGGCUGCUACUCCGCAGGCGAGUACCCCGGUACGGGCAUCUGCGAUGAGCGCGAUGCAACAGUCGUCGACGGCCAGGUCGUCUGCGGGAGCUGCCUGAUCGACGGAGAGGUUCCUCUGGAUGGCACGUGCGCAGAGCCGAAGGAGGGACUUAUCUGCAGCAAGGGCGUGUGCUCGCACUGCGGAGACGGGAUGUUCCUCUUCGAGGGCGCCUGCUACACAAAGGGAAGGGCGCCGGGGACGAGCAUUUGUGGAGACACCACGGAGUCGACGUCCGGGUGCGCUGCAUGCGAGGCAGGCUUUUCCAAGACAAACAAGGGCUGCGUGCGCUGCUCCGAUCCCAACUGCGGCGCGUGCGUAGACGACCCCAAUACGUGCACCGCUUGCAGGGCCGGAUACUAUCUCCAGAGCACGUCCUGCAUUGCGUGCCACCCGGCGUGCAAGACGUGCGAUGGUAUGGGGGCUGAUAAAUGCAAAGAGUGCGCCGAGGGAUACUUUGGCACGUUCGCCACGCCUGGCCUGGGAGCCUGUCUUGCCUGCUCGGACACGUCUGGCAAGGACAGCUGGGUGGGAGUGAGUGGCUGCAGGCUCUGUGAGGCUCCGAAGGUAGCGGGCCCCGCACUGUGCAAGGACUGUCUCCCGGGCUACAAGGCGCUCUCGACCGGGACAGAGGUGACCUGCCAUGCAGUCUGUCCAAUGACGUACUACGAGGCCGCUGACAGCUGCAUCCCGUGCGCGAUCGACAACUGUGCAACGUGUACAAGCACGAGAUGCACCAGCUGCGUCCCAGAGCACAUCUGGAACGGCGAAGAGUGCGUCCCCAAGAUCUGCCCUCCGCAGUGCCUCUGUAGGGAGCAAAGUAUAGCGUGCAUAGGAUGCAACGAGAACGCCGUUGAGGUCAGGCCGACCCACUCCAGCGCCAGCAGGUGCCUGCUGUGCAACGACGCGGGGGCAGGCGGAGGAUGGACAGGGGUCGACGGCUGCCAGAGGUGCCGCCUCGCUGAUCGCGUGGGCCCGGUCGUCUGCCUGGCGUGCGAGAGUGGACGCAAGGCGCUGACUCUGGACGGGAUGCUCCUGUGCCCCCGCGAAUGUCCGACAGAGAGCUUCUGGACAAGCGGCAGGGAAUGCAUCCCCUGCGCGCUUGGUUGCCUCCGCUGCACAUCUGCUACUACAUGCAGCGCGUGCAGCCAGGGAUACUACUCGACGCAAAGCUCUGUCUCUGCUCCGUCCGAUUGCCGCCCGUGCGAUGAUGUGACAAGCCAGAACGGUUUCACGGGAAUUCCACACUGUGCCGUGUGCGCGGCAGACCGGGCAAGGGCGGGGGUCACGUGCCACGCCUGCGCAGAGGGCUACGGGCUCUCCGGGGGCUCGUGCAGCCCGUGCACCGCGGCCGGUUGCGCCCGUUGCGACGGGGGUGUCUGCACCUCCUGCAAGAGGGGCUGGCACCUGGCGGGCGACCGCUGCCUGGCAUGCCCCUCUCCGUGCGCCGCCUGCUCGUCGGCAGCCAGCUGUCUGGCCUGUGCCGACGGGUACUUCCAGGCGACGCUCCUCGGAGGCCCCCGAGACUGUGUGCCCUGCGACCAGACGGCACCCCAGGGGCUUCAGAUGGCAGGCAUCCACGGGUGCGGGCUCUGCCAGGCGCAGGCAGGGUCAGGCGCCGUCCUCUGCCUCCGUUGUGCGAACGGAAACCUCCCCCUGGAGAACUACUGCGGAGGCUCGUCGGUCAAGCGCCGCCUCGGCCCGGGCGCGAUCACAGGGAUCACCCUUGGCGUGGCCGUUCUUGUAGGCGGGGCCAUUGGCCUUGCACUCGGCCUGACAGUGUGCAAGCGCGGGUGCGCAGGCAGUACAGGUGAAGGAUUACGGCCACUUUACGCAUAG
Molecule: messenger RNA, 7620 nt
Organism: Giardia duodenalis
Lineage: Eukaryota; Fornicata; Diplomonadida; Hexamitidae
Product: High cysteine membrane protein TMK-like
Exons: 1
Coding region: 1-7620 (2539 amino acids)
Source: RefSeq, a predicted model, not a curated record